Molecule: messenger RNA, 2015 nt
Organism: Brienomyrus brachyistius
Lineage: Eukaryota; Metazoa; Chordata; Actinopteri; Osteoglossiformes; Mormyridae
Gene: il17a/f1
Product: interleukin 17a/f1
Exons: 3
Coding region: 799-1302 (167 amino acids)
Biological process (GO): inflammatory response
Cellular component (GO): extracellular region
Molecular function (GO): cytokine activity
Source: RefSeq, a predicted model, not a curated record
CUCAGAAGAUUAUUUGUUGAAUGACUGUUUGACGUGUAGGCACAGUGGUGCAGUGGUUAGCACUGUUGCUUUGGCUCUCUUCGGUACUCUGCUUUCCCUCCAAAGUGCACUGGUUUUACAAAAUUGCCCUUAUAUCUGUGAAUGGUGUGUGAUUGUGCCCUGCGAUGGGUUGGCACCCCAUCCUGGGCUCUUCCCUGCCUUGUGCCCAUAGGCUAUGGACCCCACACACCCAGAAUAAGAUUAGUGGUUUCAGAAAAUGGAUGAAUUACUUGAUAUACAUAUUGCCCUGACAAAAAAGUUGCAUUUUUUGGGAAACAAGCAGGACCGAAACAAAAUGUAAUAGUUGUUUUGCAAUGUUUUCUUCAUGUAUUCCCCCUUCCAUCUAACAUCCAGUCUGGAUUGCAUCCCCAAAAGCCCAGGAGACAAGGCUGGAAAUAUCCUGGGCAGGAUGCCUGUCCAUCAUAUACUUAACAAUACUUAAUCUUUUAUACUAUCACAUUUCAUAGGCGUCAUAAAGACUCUUUGAUAAUUAAAACGUCAGUAUUGGAAUAUACAUAUCAUUCACCACAUUAACAUCAUUUAGCUCUGGUGUACUAUCUGUGGUGAGACUUAUUGGAAGUGGAUAGCUAUUUGUCACCCGUGUUUCCUCUUCCUCCUAUUUGAUCAUCAUCACAAUGAGGACACCACCGGAAAUGCUUACCUCUACUGACGCCUUUCAAUCAGUAUAUAAAUCCGCUGCCUUGACUACAAAAACAGCCCACAGAAACUGCAGUCACUGUAGGUGAGAUACAAGGAAAAAUGGCUUCGGUGCUCAGUCUGCUGACUUUGACGGUUUUCACAGCAUUAGGAGUUCUCGUGGCCAUCCGGAGCUCCGAGGCACUACCUAGACGCAGGGUUAGCCGAUCAGAGAAUCGACUGGAUAAAACCAAGAGGACUUCCAAAGGGGUGGAGUCACAGGCUCACACAGAAAUGGUGAAACUCAUGCUGGACCCCAGUGUUUUGAUCACCUCUGACCCAGUACCCCAGCUGGCUAAUCACUCCUUGUCCCCGUGGAUGUACAGAACCACCCACGAUAACACACGAUUUCCUGUGGACAUCGCCCAGGCCAAGUGUUUGCUAACUGGUUGUCGAAAUUCCCUGGGGGAGGAAGUGAUGGAUGUGGAGUCCCGACCAAUCUUCCAGCAGAUCCUGGUCCUAAAGAGGAUCGAGGGGAACCAGAGGAACUACUACUACAAGCUGGAGAGUCAGACCAUCGAAGUGGGCUGUACUUGUGUCCGCCCAAACACAGUGCAUCAGAAGUAGCAGGCACCGGCGAUGGAGACUGCAGUAUUGCAGAAUCUACCAGAGGUAGAAAGGUCAGGUCCAGAAAGUACAAUUCCAGACCAAGGUUUUGUUUCAACCAACUAGUUGAGUACUCUGUGACUGUGACUCUUUAUAAUCAUGGGAGUUUAACUUACACAAAAAUGUUCUGAGGGCAGAAGGAAAAAUGAUUGGUUCAGAGAAAUAACCGAUCAGAUUGUAGAAAAGGUGGGUCCAACUAAUCAGAUGCCUUGGUCCUGCCUCCUCUAGUUGCUUGGACCCGCCUCCUCUACAAUCCACCUCUGGAAUGAACAUUACUCUUAGCUCUUUCAUAAUCAUUGUUUUAAUCAUUGUUGUCUUUUUAAUCAAUUUUUACUGUAACUCAUUAUAAAGGAUGUAUUUAUUUAAUUUAUUAAUGUAUUUGAUUGUGUAUUAACAUUUAGGAAUAAGGUUUUACGUUUUCAUUUAUUUAUUGAAAUAAUACAUAUAUUUGAACAAUCGGUGACUCAAUAAACUUAAAUAUAAUUGUUAUAAAAUGGAAAUAUAAAUAGUAGCCAUUCAAUAUUCAAUCUUCCCUGAAAUCCCUCUAAGAAUUUAAGUAAUAUAAAAUCAUCAGAGCAUUUUAUGAAGCAUCAGUGUGUAACUUGAAGGUAGGAAUGGAUUAACCACAAAGCAGGUUGUUCUAAGCACUUAAUAAAGUGGUUGCUACAAGUGUA